This is a messenger RNA of Prosopis cineraria, 765 nucleotides long. RefSeq lists its product as uncharacterized. The transcript is spliced from 3 exons. The record is from RefSeq and is a predicted model, not a curated record. Lineage: Eukaryota; Viridiplantae; Streptophyta; Magnoliopsida; Fabales; Fabaceae. The coding region runs from base 1 to 624 and encodes 207 amino acids.
AUGUAUAAAGCUGCUGAUAGCUGCGAGCUGCCAAUUAAUUUAAUUAGCAUCCGUCGAGUUUUGCCACACUGUUUAUUUGAUGGAAGAAGCUUCAUGGAGAUUCCCUUAACUUAUUCUGUUCCUUCCAUCCGUAAUAUAGCUGCAUACUACUUGCACGAUCCUCAUUAUAAAUACCCCAUUAGCCUCUCCCUCGCCAAUGAUCUUAACAAGUCUUUUGAUUUGAGAGACCCUCAGAUUGAAUCAAAACCAGGCCACACGCUUUGCUUGUUCUUCAUGGCAAGAGCAGGUUUAUUCACCAAACCAAACUUGCUGCUCCUCAGGUGGAACAGAGAACAAGCAAAGAGAGGAAAGAGUGGGGUGAGCAAGGUGUACGGGAAAGCCGGAGGAGGAGGAGGCGGCGGCGGCGGCGGCGGAGAAGAAGAAAGGUACGAGAUUUCUUCAAGAGGAAGAGGGAACGCAGUGGGAGGAGGGACGACGGCGGUGUGGGUUCCACAUUCGAGGACAGGAAUAUACGUCCCGAAAGGCCAAGAGGGGGUGAUGGAGGACGUGCCUGAAAAUGCAGCCACUUUCACUCACACUUGCUGGUUCAGAAGUGACCAUGACCUCAACUAUCCCAACCCCUGAUCCCAUAUCCAUGCAUCAACCUCGUCUCAUAUUUCUCAACCAAAAUCCCUCCUUUUAAUAUUAUACAUGUAUGUUUACGCUAUGCAUCUGUAUUAUAUAUCCUCUGUUUUUAAAUAAUAAAUUAGCCCAACAAUAUGAUCA